Messenger RNA from Symbiodinium pilosum, 711 nucleotides. Lineage: Eukaryota; Dinophyceae; Suessiales; Symbiodiniaceae. The record is from the annotation of a GenBank genome assembly.
GCAGGGUACUCCAAAGCUUCGAUUUUCUACGGAGCUGAUGAGUACUUGGAAGAGCUCAAGAAGAAGUAUGAGCGCGAUCACGAAAUCGCAACUUUGAAGAGUGCACAGCCGGAUGAGGGUGACCCGCAUGCGGACAACGUGAAGAAGAGCAAGGACAAGAUCCUGUCCGUGGAAAAGAACGACGAGAACAGAAGCCUGAAGACAGGCCGCUUGUUCCCGAUUCCGAACAAACCUGAUCCCAUGCCGCCACAGCUCGCGUUUCUCUUCACCAAGAUCACACCUGAACAAAUGAUCUACAUGUGGAAUGUUCUGACAACAAUAUUUGUUGUUCAGUGCCUCAUGAUUCUGAGCUAUUGCUUUGCGCUGGCAUCCUUCCCAGAGAGCUUCUGGACCUGCACUCUUUGCUUCGCCGUGCCCUUCGCAUACAUCUGCAUCCAGCAGAUCUAUAUCGACCACGACGUGAUGCAUGGCGUGACCUUCCCGCCGUACGAGUUCCAGAAGUUUCUCACACACCCAUUCUCGGACUUUGUGAGCCUUCCCUGGGAGGAGUUUGUCUUGGAGCACGCCCGGCACCACGCCAGUACCGUCGAUCUGCUGAUGCAGGGGGAGUUUGGCUGGGACCCGGAGGAGUUCCACUAUGCUCUGCAGCAGUGGGCAGGGCCAAUGGGCCCCAACUGGUACAAGUACCUGCUGACAGUGCCCUGGAUCCCG